This is a messenger RNA of Lactuca saligna, 1155 nucleotides long. Lineage: Eukaryota; Viridiplantae; Streptophyta; Magnoliopsida; Asterales; Asteraceae. The record is from the annotation of a GenBank genome assembly.
AUGUCUUCCAUAAACGAGUUUGCGCACCUUAAAGUUCCCCUAGAAGCUAUAAAAUUAGCAACCAAUAACUUUGGUGACAACUGCUACAUCAGUGAAGGUGGAUUUGGUAAGGUCUACAAAGGAGAACUCUUUCACUUCGGUGAUCAGGUUAUGGUUGCAGCAAAGCGCUUAGAUAGAAGAUUCGGACAAGGGACCCCAGAGUUUUGGAAAGAGAUCAUGAUGCUUUCUCGUUACAGACAUGAAAAUCUCGUCUCUCUCUUGGGAUAUUCCGAUGAGGGUGGUGAGAAUGUCCUCAUCUAUGAAUAUCUACCUAACAAAAGCCUCGACAGGUAUCUUAGUAGCCCUAAACUCUCAUGGAUUCAACGCCUUAACAUAUGCAUUGGAGCAGCUUGUGGGCUAGAGUAUCUUCACAACCCCGGUGGGACUACACAAAGAGUGUUACACCGUGAUAUUAAAAGCUCCAACAUACUGUUAGAUAACAAUUGGAAUGCCAAAAUUUCAGAUUUUGGCCUUUCGAAAAUCGGACCUGCUAACCAAGAAUUCACAUUUCUUAUUUCUCAUCCAGCAGGUACCCCUGGGUACUGUGAUCCACUUUAUGUGGAUAAGGGGUAUUUGACAAAAGAAUCUGACGUCUACUCCUUUGGGGUGGUGUUAUUUGAAGUCUUGUGCGGAAGGCUUUGCAUAGCUAAUUACGAUGAUGGGCGUAGAUUUUUGUCAAAGUUGGCACAAAGCUGCUAUGAAGAAAACAAAAUGCGGACCAUUGUACUUGAUUGUCUGCAAGAUCAAAUAUCACCAGAUUGCUUGGAUAAGUUCUCCAAAAUUGCAUAUCAAUGUCUUCAAAGAAAUCAUUAUCAACGUCCACUAGUAGCUGAGAUCAUACAAGAACUUAACGCUGCCCUUGAAUAUCAAUUAAGGUAUGUUAAACCUGGUGAUAUGUCGGAGGAGGAGUUGAAAUCAUACUAUGAUAAAUAUCCCAAGAAACCUAUUCUUACACUUAUCAAAGGUCAUAUCAAGCGUAUCUUAUAUUAUGUGUAUAUUUGUCUAUCCAUAUAUGGUAUAGUUUAUGGGGUCCUAUUAUGGUAUUACAUGAUUGUGAAUGUAAAUAUGGCUCGAAGAAAGUUUAUAGACGCAUUUAGCGGCGAAGUUUGGAUUUAG